CGGAGCGGGCGGCCGGCUGCGGGGAGGCGCCUGGGCCCGCCCUCCUCCGGGCCGAGCCGGGAGGGACCGCGGCCGGUGCGGGGCGGGGCGGGACGGGGCGGGGCGGGGAGAGCGCCUGGCCCCUCCUCCCCGCCGCCCUCCCCAAAGUUGCUUUCUCCCCGGGGCCGGCCGGUCUUAUGAUCCAGCGGGUCCUCCUGGGGAGGCUCGGGCGGGGAGCGGGCGCGGGCGCCGAGCGGCGGGGGCAGCGGGCGGGUGGGCGGGCGACGCCCAGGCGGGGAUCGCGGCGGCGACCGAGGCGGCGGCAGCGCGCCGAGCCCGCCGCCCCCUCCCCUCGGCGGGGGGAGCGGCUGCAUGGGGCCGGGGGGCCGGCCGUGCUGCACGGAGCGGCGGAGCCCCCAGGCGGGCUGGGGCUGAGCCCGGGGCCGGGGCGGGAGGUCCGGGGGACCAUGCCCGGAGGCCGGCGGGCCGCAGCAUGGCUCACGGGCCGGGCGCGCUGAUGCUCAAGUGCGUGGUGGUCGGCGACGGGGCGGUGGGCAAGACGUGCCUGCUCAUGAGCUAUGCCAACGACGCCUUCCCCGAGGAGUACGUGCCCACCGUCUUCGACCACUACGCAGUCAGCGUCACCGUAGGGGGCAAGCAGUACCUCCUGGGACUCUAUGACACAGCCGGACAGGAAGACUAUGAUCGUCUGAGGCCUUUAUCGUAUCCAAUGACUGAUGUCUUCCUUAUAUGCUUCUCGGUGGUAAAUCCUGCCUCAUUUCAAAAUGUGAAAGAGGAGUGGGUGCCAGAACUGAAGGAAUAUGCACCCAAUGUCCCCUUCUUGUUAAUAGGAACUCAGAUUGAUCUCCGAGAUGACCCCAAAACUUUAGCAAGACUGAAUGAUAUGAAAGAAAAGCCUAUAUGUUUGGAACAAGGACAGAAACUAGCAAAAGAGAUAGGAGCGUGCUGCUAUGUGGAAUGUUCAGCUUUAACCCAGAAGGGAUUGAAGACUGUUUUUGAUGAGGCUAUCAUAGCCAUUUUAACUCCAAAGAAACAUACAGUUAAAAAAAGAAUAGGAUCACGAUGUAUAAACUGUUGUCUGAUUACGUGAAAAACAUCUUUAGUGGCCAAGGAACUGUCCAUUUUCUCUCAGAGAACAUACAAAAUGCUACCACUAUACCUAGACCUCUUAUGAAGCAGUUUAAAACUUGAAAGAAAAACAGACCCUGUCCUCAGAAUUCUGUGUUCAUUAAGAAUAUUUCUUAAAGGUCCAAGAAGCAGCAAACAACAUCUGAAGUCACAAUCUAUUAUAAAUACUUCAUUUCAACGAGUAGGUACAAUCUCUCAGGGGUUUCAUAGUUUAAAAAGCUACAAUCACAUCAUGUUGUAACUACAUGAAACAAAUACAGUGCUGAAAAUGAACUGCCUGGCUUAGACCAUAGACACACAUUUCUGCAGUCUUCAUGGAAUCUGCGCCAAGAAAUAUUCUCUCCUCUUGCUCCAAAUUAAUUGUUCUUGUAUGUAAGUUGCUUUCUAUUCCAGUAUAUCCAGAGUGGUGAAAUAAUAAGGCCAGCCACGUAGCCAAGGGUUGCUCCAAGCGUGCAGGAGAUGGGCCAUACCUGAGGAGAGAAUGUAUGCAAUCAAAAAGGGAACAGAUGUUUUCUGAUUACUUGAGCACAAGUUCAGUGUAACCUAAAUAUUUCUAUAUUAAAGCUUACUGUGCUUUCUUAAAGAAUGCCAAAAGUGUAAUAAGGUCAUAACUGCAUUUAUCAUGAACACUAAAAAUGUACACAUUUUAGUUAAUGUGCAUUAAACUGUAACAAGGCUUCUGGCAAUUGUAGAUUUAGUUUGAUGCUCUCCAAAAUGCAUGAGAUACAUGCUAACUUUACAAAUUAAAAAUCGGAGUCAGACUUUGCCAUAAUCCUGGACUCAAUUUAGCUCUCUGAACUAGUUGGUAACUUAUUAAAAAUUGCUACAUUGGCUUGUUAUCAAAUGAAAUAAGAAGUGUGUAUGCUAACCAAACCACAACAAACUUUCCUUAAACUGUAUUAAGAUAAAAGACGUAGAAUUCAAGCAUGUUAUAAGAACUUCAUAACAAAGCAACUGCUCCAUAUAAAAUGGAUGUCACCUUUCAGAUACAGACAUUGGAACCAAGGCAGAAGUUGCAGAACUAGAAUGUAUGUCCACACCUAGAGUGUGAGUUAAAGGAAAUACUGGCUUCCAAAUAUGUUUUAAAUAUUUUCUCCAGCUAUAUUAUAUUCACUAUCUUACACCAGGCCAGAAGUAACUAACAGUGAUUUAUUUCACCAAUGAGCAGUACAAGUUGGGUCCUGAGGAGAAAGGCUCUACUCAAAGAGAGACAAAUUUCAUGUUCAUCAGUGAAACUUAUUUGGCUUACUGGAACCAAUUUUAAUCUUUCUCUGGAGGAAUAGGCCAUAGAACCAUUUUAGAGGUAAACCAUCUUAAUUGCCUCAUUAAGUUCUCCUGUGUUUGGUCUGCUAUGGCUCUGCCUUACUCCAAACACCAUGCAACAGACAACAGUGUUAGAUAAAAUUUCAGUGUGAAUAAACUAAUGUGUAGUUUAGAAAAUAAUUUACCAAGUGAAAUAUCUGGAUCCUAUAGAGAUCAAACGAAUCCAUAUUUUUCCAGCCUUUCCAACAUUUAAACUCCUCCUUGCCUAAACUAAAUCUUUGUCUUUGAUGAGCUUCUAUUAAUUUCUAUGACUCUAGCUAUCUCUAUUGCAGAUUGGAUAAUGAACACUAAACUUUUAUACUUGAAAAUGACAGUCUUAAAUGCUCCUAUCAGUCACAAGUCUAGGAUGUACAAUCUUGUAUGUGAGAUUUGUAAAGAUCUAAAAAAUAUAUAAGCAUCAUCUUCUCCACUGAAAAGUGGAUUCUACAGAAUAACUAGACAGGGGUUUUCUUUCUGAACUGGACAGUGGAGAUUACCUUCUUCCAAGAAGUGGUGGCUCACAUAAAGUACCAUGGUCUUAUGGAGUCUUGUGUAGUAUCUUUAAUCUGGGUCUGCUAUUUUUAGAACUCAAAGGAAUUAUGUAGACCAAUUACUAUACUAUUUAAAUUGGUCCAACACAUGGUAUAAAAAUAAUUAAGACAGUAAAGUAUUAUACUUUUCCAACCUGACUUUGGAGAAUUGAUGGGGACUUUUUUCCCCCUUCAAAUUCACAUCUCUGAAAUGUUUUACUUGACGCAGUAGGUGAUAAAAGUUAAAAUCUGAAAUUUGUAUUGCUUAAGAAAAAUGAAGUAGGAAUCUGAAAACACACACUCCAGAGUCACCUGUUUCUGACUGUGCCUCAGUUUACUCAUCUGUUUGGGAGGUAGAACAGAUCCAGUGUCUCGCCUAUUGACCAGGUGUUAUGAAUUUCUGCUUUCUUAUUUACCAUAAUCAUUGUUGGAAUUAUCUUUUCAGCUUCACAUUCUUAAGAUGGUAAAAAAAAAAAAAAAAAAUCACAUCUGUAGCAUGUAAGAACUUUAAGCAAAGAUGAUUGUAUCACCUGAACCUGAGGUGCCUUAGGUAUUCCACUGACCUUGAUGGGGUUUAGAGCUUCCCAUUGCUUACUCAGAACUUUUCCAUUGUUUUGGUUCUUUAUUAUUAUUAUUAUUAUUAUUACUUUACAAAAUAUUCCCUGCCCUUUAACUAAAAACCAAAGAUUUAUUUUCUGUUCAUAAGCAGACUGUAGGAAAACUGCCUUAUUUUCAGAAGUACAUCUUCAUUAAAGACUUAUUUAGGUUUCAUUAGAAAUUCAGACUAGUCACUGCAACUAGUUCAAAGUAACGACAUAUCUGGGGAACAAAAUGCUUCAGAAAUAAUUCACUGACAUGGACUUUGCUAGUGAAUGCAAAAUACACUGCUUCAAAUACAGUCAUGUAUGAACUUAAAAUUAUGUAUAAUAUUUUUGCAUAGAAGUAAUUAUUUCUAAAGUUCUUAAACAUAAUUUUCAGGGGCUCCCUGAAAUCUUUAAUACUUUGCUAACUCAUAUUCUAUCUCUAAAGGUACAUUUUAGGUGAGCCCAUGUUAAUUUUCAAUAAGUAGAGCCUGAAUUAAUGUAUUUAUUGUGAAUUAUCUUAGUAGUUACUUUAGGCACUGCUUCCAUUUUAUUAAUAAUUUUAAGUACCAAAAUACUGGCUUGUUGGUUGUUGGCUUUCUAAGUGAUUGUUACUUUGACAGUGCCCCAUCUUAACACAUGGGAUUACAAAUAAAAUAAUCUACAUAGUUUGCUA
Molecule: messenger RNA, 4217 nt
Organism: Erinaceus europaeus (western European hedgehog)
Lineage: Eukaryota; Metazoa; Chordata; Mammalia; Eulipotyphla; Erinaceidae
Gene: RHOQ
Product: ras homolog family member Q
Exons: 5
Coding region: 473-1090 (205 amino acids)
Biological process (GO): small GTPase-mediated signal transduction; cortical actin cytoskeleton organization
Molecular function (GO): GTP binding; GTPase activity
Source: RefSeq, a predicted model, not a curated record